This is a messenger RNA of Gigantopelta aegis, 1732 nucleotides long. RefSeq names its product polypeptide N-acetylgalactosaminyltransferase 13-like. The transcript is spliced from 11 exons. The coding region runs from base 16 to 1713 and encodes 565 amino acids. Gene Ontology annotation, cellular component: Golgi apparatus. The record is from RefSeq and is a predicted model, not a curated record. NCBI's taxonomy places the organism in Eukaryota, Metazoa, Mollusca, Gastropoda, Neomphalida, Peltospiridae.
CUAGCUAACCAGACUAUGAGGGUAGUGCGACUACGUACGUUACGGUUUAGAACCACCUUACAUGUAGCUAUCAUUAUUGCUGGAGUGUACUGCUUAAGCACCAUCUGGUCCAGUUCAAGAAGUCAUCGAUCGUCAGUGACUCUGUCCAGUAGUUGGAUGUCUUUGAGACACAGGAGAUUUGACGAAUAUCAGCGGAGCGAGGGACGCCGGUCUGGCCCCGGGGAACACGGCGAGCCCGUGUAUUUGAAGGGACAAGAACAAAUAAGGGCAAAGGGACUGAUGAAAGCCGAGGCGUUCAACAGGAUCGUUAGUGACAAGAUAUCCUUACAACGAGCCUUGCCGGAUACGCGUGAUCCCAGAUGUAAAGACCUAAAGUACCCGAAAGAGUUGCCGUCCGCCAGUGUGGUCAUCAUCUACCACAACGAGGCUUGGUCGCCGCUGCUGCGCACGGUGCACAGUGUCAUCAAUCGGUCGCCGCCGCAGUAUCUACACGAGGUUGUCCUUCUUGACGACUUCAGCGACAAACCCCAUUUAAAAGAAAAAUUGAAGGAGUAUGUGACUUCCACAUGGCCAGAUGGCAUAGUGAAAAUGGCGAGAACAACAGAACGAAGCGGUCUAAUUCGCGCCAAAAUAGAGGGAGCCAAGGUGGCUACUGGUGACGUCAUAAUAUUCCUAGACUCUCACUGUGAGGCAGCCAACGGGUGGUUGGAACCAAUUCUUGCCAGAAUCAAAGAGAAUCGCAAGACAAUCAUCUGUCCAAUUAUUGAUGCUAUUAAUGACAAUACGUUGGAGUAUUCUAAAAAUGGCGGAUACAAUAUUGGUGGGUUUUCCUGGCACAUGCACUUCACGUGGCGGGACAUACCAGAAAGAUUACGGAUCAACCGAAAUUAUACGGAUCCAAUAGAGUCGCCCACUAUGGCCGGGGGUUUACUGGCCGUAGACAGAGAGUAUUUCUUUGAGAUCGGCGCAUAUGACCCAGGAAUGAAGGUCUGGGGCGGAGAAAACCUGGAGAUUUCUUUUAGAGUUUGGAUGUGCGGUGGUAGACUGGAAUUUUUACCAUGUUCCAGAGUUGGACACAUUUUCAGAUCAAGUCAUCCGUACACAUUUCCAGGUAAUGAAGACACACAUGGGUUAAAUUCCGCCCGAGUUGCUGAUGUGUGGAUGGACCACUACAAGGAAUUGUUCUACAGCAAACGUAAAGACCUACUGAAGAAAGACCACGGUGACGUUUCAGAAAGAAAAGCAUUAAGAGAAAAACUUGGGUGUAAAGAUUUCAAGUGGUUUUUAGACAACGUGUAUCCUGAGAAGUUUGUAAUAAACGAACACAGUAAAACGUGGGGUUUGAUUCAAAACGAACCAUCCGACCUAUGUUUCGACACGCUAGGCAAAGACAUGCAUGAAGACUAUAACGUUGGUUUAUAUUCUUGUCUGCACGGGAAAAGCUCAAAUCAGAUAUUUGCCUACACUAAAAAGGAUGAAUUAAGGAGAGAGGACGGCUGCCUGGAUACUGGACCUAAUAAUAGUGUCCGGAUGUUGUUAUGCGAUAAAAAUAAACCGUCAAUGAAGUGGAAUUACAAUAAGGAGAAUGGCGCUCUAAUAAACCAGGUCACCAAAAUGUGUUUGGAGAAAGGAAACGAGAAAAAGACAAUGAUUGUCAUCGUGAACACGUGCAAUGGAAACGACUCUCAAAAAUGGAAAUUUAUAGCCAUUUAGUUAAAUUUCGUAAAAUAUA